This is a messenger RNA of Gopherus flavomarginatus (Mexican gopher tortoise), 3301 nucleotides long. RefSeq names its product complement receptor type 1-like. NCBI's taxonomy places the organism in Eukaryota, Metazoa, Chordata, Testudines, Testudinidae. The record is from RefSeq and is a predicted model, not a curated record. The transcript has 14 exons. The coding region runs from base 281 to 2434 and encodes 717 amino acids.
CUCCCUGUUGCCCCAGAUCGAAACCUUGUCUCAAUUUCACCACAUCGCAGCACUUCUGUAUGUGUAAGCAUAUUGUGCUAGCUUCUUGUUUAGCAUGGUGAUCCCUGGGUGCAGGACAGGCUAGACUGGAAAAGUCAGAGAUACCAUUUCAUCCUUCAGUAACCAAAUAGACCUGAGCGCACUCUGCCUCCUGCUGACAAACCUACCGAUCUUUAGCCUGGAAAGAGAUGUGCUAACUUCCUUGUUAGGUCUGCAAGAAGAGCACGUGACAUAAAGGAAGAUGGUAUCUCUAACCUCUGGAAAACAGCGUUCUUACAUAGCCACCAUUCCACUGUUACUUGCUGCUGCCUUCAUUGUUGCUGUACACAGUGAUUGUGAUGAGCCACCACGUUUUCAUUUUGCUGAGCUAAAGGAAGAGUAUAGAAAUCGGAGUAAGUUUGCUGUUAAUAGCAAAGUGGAGUACAGCUGUCGCUCAGGUUAUUCCAAGGUACAGAAGUCCAUUCUUCGUUGCACGUCAUAUUCUCAAUGGUCAGACGCCACAGAGUUUUGCAGGGCAAAAUCAUGCCGUCACCCUGGAGAGCCAGAAAAUGGCAGACUUGUUAUUCUAUCAGAUCUCACGUUUGGUGCAACAGUAAAGUUCAUCUGUGAAGAGGGGUACAGACUAAUUGGACAUGCAGAAAUAAAAUGUGUGCUUGAAGGAUCACAGGUUACAUGGGACAGAGAUAUUCCAUACUGUCAAGUGAUACCUUGCCUGCCUCCUCCAAAAAUAGAGCACGGGACACAUACUGGGACAACGAUGGAGGAAUUCAACUAUGGGACAUCUGUCACUUACCAGUGUGACACUGUAGAAAGGGGACAGGUUCCUUUCUCACUUAUUGGAGAACCCUCCAUUCACUGUACAUCCACGGAUAAUGUAAAUGGAGACUGGAGCGGGCCUGCCCCAGAAUGUAAAGUUGUUCGCUGUUACCCGCCAAAAGUUGCCUAUGGAAAACAGAUGACUGGAUAUAGUCCUGUAUACACCUACAGAGCCUCCGUUCUGUUUGAGUGUGAACACCGCUACACCCUCAAAGGCAGUAACAUACUUCAUUGCAAUGAAAAUGGUGAAUGGGAUCCUCAGUCACCAGUUUGUGAGCUAAGUAGCUGUGAUGAUCCACCUUACAUUAGUAAUACUUUUCGAGAUCAUUCUAACAGCAACUUGUUUCCGGCUGGGACUGUAGUGAAAUAUAACUGUGUGGGAGGUUAUGAGUUAAUCCCUGGAAUAUCCUCUGCAAGUGUUACCUGUCAAAAAGAUUUUACAUGGUCUGAACAGCAAGAAUUUUGUCAAAGAAUUAGUUGUCCAUCUCCAGACAUUCGCAAUGGAACAGCGAGACCUAGAAAAGAACUCUAUGUGUAUGAGGACAAGAUUCACAUUGAAUGUGAUCGCGGUUACGCCCUCAAAGACAACUAUGGAUUGAUGAAGUGUGAACGUAAUGGUGCAUGGCAUCCUCCGUUACCAAUUUGCGAACCAGCUUGUGAGCCACCUGAACGCAUCUCUAAUGGAUGGGACGACCGCGGCUGGAGAAAUGUUUUCCUUGUUGGCUCAAGUGUGAGCUACUCCUGUAACCGUGGUUGGUCACUUGUUGGAGUAUCCUCCAUUCGAUGUACAGCUGGUGAUGGGGGAACUCCGCGCUGGGAUGCCCCUGCCCCUGAGUGCAAAGCUUGUGAGCCACCUGAACGCAUCUCUAAUGGAUGGGACGACCGCGGCUGGAGAAAUGUUUUCCUUGUGGGCUCAAGUGUGAGCUACUCCUGUAACCGUGGUUGGUCACUUGUUGGAGUAUCCUCCAUUCGAUGUACAGCUGGUGAUGGGGGAACUCCGCGCUGGGAUGCCCCUGCCCCUGAGUGCAAAGAGAUUCCUCGUUGUCCAAACCCAGUGAUUGAAAAUGGAAAACAGAUCUCUAUACGUGAAACUGAAUAUACAGUUGGAAACCAAGUUGAGUUCCAGUGUGAAUCUGGCUACAUCCUCAAAGGCAGCAAGUCGAUCGAAUGCCAGACAAAUGGGAAGUGGGAUCCCCCAGUGCCAUCUUGUAUUAAGGUUGGGUGUCCAAAGCCAGAUGUGCAAAAUGGAGGAAUGGUCGUUGCGUUAGAUGAAAAAGAGUGGUACGACAUGAAUGAAAACAUUACUUUCAAAUGCUUUCCUGGGUACCAAUUUUCAGACCUUUGGUAUCAGUCUGCAACAGACAGUUUGGCUAUUACAUGUUCAACUGAUGGCACCUGGACGGUGUUACCCAAGUGUGAGAAACAAAUCAAUUCUCCUCUGUGUAACAUGGUUCGCGAAAGUGUAAAGUUUCUCCACUGCGGUCUAUCUCUGGCAGAACUGAGAACCCAUCUGGAAGCACAGAAACUGUAUCUGGAGAUUCAGAAACUUAAGCGAGGCCUACAAAAAUACAAGGAAUAGCUGAAAUCUGUGACCCAUUACUGUGACAAACUGUCUCCUUUGGAUUCAGUUUGUAUAAUUACUUUGUACAUAUGAUGAUUGUUACUAUUUGCAGAGAACUUGCUAGUACGUCUAGUGAUCCAGGAAGAGAUUAGCCAGUACCUCAGGAAUCAGAUAUUUUUCAUGCUGUGUGCCAGUGAUUAAGUUUGGGUUUUUUUGUUUUUUCCUUUCAGUCUCUCAAAUGUAAGUCCCUACUUGAUAAACUAGGGAUUUGAUCCUCUUAUAUGUUUGUGGGGGCUAUAGUAAAAGGAUUGAAUUCAGACUCCUUUCGGUUCGGAAAGGGAAAGCAAGUUGGCAGAAACUAGAUUAAAAUGUACGGAAGUAAAUCCUCAGUUGAUGCAAGCUUCAGACCCUAUGCAGAAUACGCCAACAGCCUUGAGCUUUCAGAAAUCAUCCAACUGUUGCAUAUAUUUAACCUUAAUGCAUUAUAACCCAAACAUAUUUAAAGUAGCGAAUGACUAUUUAACUGCCUGAUUUCCAUGAACCUUAAGGGCAUCUCUGUUCAGAAAUCCCUCUGCCCCACUGAAGAUGUAAAGGUUAAAAAAGCCAAUUUCUGCCCUAUCCUCUUAUUUAAAAAGUCGGCAGUUUUUUCCUUCCCAAACUGAGCAAAUCUAUUUUUGGUUGACAGUGCUGAUCUCAUCUGUAGCAUUUCUAUAUCCUCUCACACACUCCCACGAAUCAAUGGUGAAAAUUUAACUGUAGACAGCAACUCACUAAGCAUUUCUCCAUUGCCCAGUGAAUGAUAGGGGUGUCCUCUAACCUACGCCUUUGUGAUCAAGCAAUUAUUUCUGCCCUGCAGGGCUACAAUAAAGUGCAAUGUAAAAACUG